This is a messenger RNA of Pogonomyrmex barbatus (red harvester ant), 2228 nucleotides long. It is a transcript of the gene Cdk7, whose product is annotated as Cyclin-dependent kinase 7. Gene Ontology annotation, cellular component: transcription factor TFIIH holo complex; cytoplasm; nucleus. Gene Ontology annotation, molecular function: cyclin-dependent protein serine/threonine kinase activity; ATP binding; RNA polymerase II CTD heptapeptide repeat kinase activity. The record is from RefSeq and is a predicted model, not a curated record. Lineage: Eukaryota; Metazoa; Arthropoda; Insecta; Hymenoptera; Formicidae. Gene Ontology annotation, biological process: positive regulation of transcription by RNA polymerase II; protein phosphorylation.
CACGCAUGCGUUUUCAUUCUGUUGCAUUCUAUUCACUUCUAUUCUGUUUCUACUCCAACGUCAUGUAAAUCCUUUCACACCAUCGAGGAAGUUUCUAUCAUAUGAUACGCAUUAGUUAAAAAUAAAAUAAUUAGAAAGGAAAAGCUUGUAAAACAUACAUAUCUGAUAAUGACGGAAAAAAUACGGAGAUAUGAGAAAAUCGAUUUUCUGGGUGAAGGACAGUUUGCUACGGUUUAUAAAGCAAAAGAUAUUGAAACAAAUACAAUUGUAGCUGUAAAGAAGAUUAAAGUUGGAAGUCGUGCAGAAGCUAGAGAUGGCAUAAACAGAACUGCAUUGCGAGAAAUUAAACUGCUACAAGAAUUAAAGCAUGACAACAUUAUUGGCCUAUUAGAUGUUUUUGGCUAUAAGUCAAAUGUAUCACUAGUAUUUGACUUUAUGGACACUGAUCUAGAGGUGAUAAUAAAGGAUAGCAAUAUAGUUUUAACUGCGGCCAAUAUAAAGUCAUACAUGAUUCAAACUCUUCAAGGCUUAGAUUAUCUUCAUUUCAAUUGGAUACUACACAGAGACUUAAAACCGAAUAAUUUACUGGUAAACUCAGAAGGCGUUCUGAAGAUAGGAGAUUUUGGUUUAGCGAAAUUUUUUGGGUCACCUAAUCGAAUAAACACACAUCAAGUAGUCACAAGAUGGUACAGAGCACCUGAAUUACUUUAUGGUGCUAGACUUUAUGGAACUGGGAUUGAUAUGUGGGCAGUGGGUUGUAUAUUAGCCGAGCUUCUUUUGCGAGUGCCAUUUUUGCCUGGUGAAUCUGAUUUGGAUCAACUUACUAGGAUAUUUCAAACAUUAGGUACUCCAACGGAAGAAACAUGGCCAGGAAUGAUUGAAUUACCAGACUUUAUUCAAUUCAAGCCCUUUCCUGGCACACCUUUGAAGCAUAUAUUCACCGCUGCUGGUGACGAUUUACUGGAUUUAAUUGCUAGUCUCUUGAAUGUGAACCCACUGGAAAGGUGUACAUGCGAUCAAGCGCUGCAGAUGCCAUAUUUCAGUAAUAAACCUGCACCCACAGCUGGACCGAAAUUACCUCUACCUACAACCAUUAAACGACAACGUGAAGAAAGACCUAGUCUGAAAAGAAAACUAUUAGAAUCAAUAGAAGGUGCCUCUUUAGCGAAAAAAUUGCAAUUUUAAUUUUUAUUAAUAUUAGAAUAAAAUGAUUGAAGUCAUUCAUUAAAUAUAACAGUAACAAUUUUGGAAAAUUGGAAAAGUAAAGAUUUUUAUUAUAAUAUCGUCAGAGUAUUGUAUCCCAUUGUAACAAAUGUACAUUGUAUAAAAAUGUUAUCUAAAUUAUUCUUAUACAUAUAGGCCUAUAUUCUGAAUCCUCUUUUAUCGAUAAAAGUAUGACUCUAUAGUUCACGGCUAGAAGGCUUAUUAAGCUGUUUUUAGAGAUAUUUUUAUCGAUAAAAGAGACUUUAGAGUAUGGACCACGGUACAUAUAAGAAAUACAUGUGAUUAUAGUAUACAGAUUUUAGUAUUUAGUAAUUUAAAUAUUUUUUUAAUUAAAUAAUAUCUCAUUAAUGUUUUUUUUAUAAUCAUGAUGUUUUUGAUAAUUAAAUAAUUAAUUUAGUGCAAAUAAGUGAAGGGAGCAGGAAAAAGUACAAGAAUGGGUAACAAUAAUACGCGUUUCGAAAAAGACAAUGUUAUGUUGCGAUAUCUUUAUUAACUUAAAAAUUAGUAAAAAACGAGAUAUUCAAUUUUGUGAACUACGAAAUAUUCAAUUCUAAAUAUUACGAAAGAAAUGACUAGCUAAUCACAAAAUAAAACAUUAAUUUUGUUGAUCAAAUUUUUUUUAUACAAGGUUGAUUUUCACGGUAAGUACAGACAAUAAUACGAUAUUCACAUAGCACAUUUCAUUUCGACAUAAUCUGUAAUUGUAUUAAAUCGAUUUACUAAGUUUCUUGGAAGAAGAAAAAAACAAGAUAAAUUACAAAAACUUCGUAAUUUAUCUCAUAAUUUGCAUUUCGCAAGUAAUCGACGAGUUUUGAUCGAUUGAAAAAAUAUCUCAUUAUAUUCAUGGAUUAUGAUUUCAAAUGCAUAUUUUGUAAAUAAUGCUCAUGAUUGUACUGCAUUGAAUUCUCAAUGCGUAUUUAUCUCUGAUAUAUGUACAUACAAAUUAAUCAUAUGCUAUACUGCAAAUCAGUAUUGUUGCACAAUAAAGAUACAAUUUAGAACAA